This is a messenger RNA of Trypanosoma conorhini, 2367 nucleotides long. RefSeq lists its product as uncharacterized. The record is from RefSeq and is a predicted model, not a curated record. The transcript has a single exon. Lineage: Eukaryota; Euglenozoa; Kinetoplastea; Trypanosomatida; Trypanosomatidae. The coding region runs from base 1 to 2367 and encodes 788 amino acids.
AUGACCGAAGAAAGGGGAAGGAGGGCUGAGGCGGGUUCCAAGACGGCACCGGCGGAGGAACCACAAAGGGCCGCAAUUGGCGGUAGAGAAAAAGGGGAGUUUCGGGAUGCAGCAGCUGGUAGUGCAAAGCCCGCAGCCCCCACAACAGCCGUUGGCCCCGAAGACGCGGCGGUGAGGCGCGUCCUGGAAGAAAAGUAUUGGGAAAAAACCCACGGGUUUGACCCGUCUAAGCGAGGGAUGCCGCUCUUUUUGGCCCUAGAGCAUAGUCCCUCUAAGUCCGCACCGAUGCGGUCUAAGCCACCGGAGCGCGGCGUGUUGAAGGCCGAAGCCGGGGCGGUAAGCGCGUUGGAACCUCCACAAGGCGAACCUGAACAGAAGUCUCUGGAAUCGGCAAGCGAGAAAAAGUUGCUUGACGAAGAAUUGGCAAUGGCUUCCCAUCACGAUUGGCUCCCUAAGGAAGAAACGGUGGGGAUUGAAGAGCCAGCGAUUACUAUGCCUAGCGUGGCUCCUGUGAAGGAUGAGGGCCCAGGGGGCUCGCAGAGCAUUGCUCAGGCGAGCCAAAGUGGCGAGGCUCACCAAAGACGCAUACAGCACAUGGGUAACGCCUCUGGAGGAGCAGGUGAAGGAAAAGAGUCCAAUGCCUCCGACAAGGUUGCCGUGCCGGAAGAAGCGCCUAGCGAGAAGCAAAAGACGGCAACUCACUCUGAAAGUGAAGUGGAGGCCAAUGUGGGGGGAAAGCAAACUCUUUAUACGGAAGGAAAUCAACCCUUUCUUUCCGAACCAAUCGAAGAAGCUCAAGGAUUUCCCUCAACUACUAAAAGUGGCCUCAAAUCACCAUGCAACAUACACGCAAGUGAGUACGCCGACAGCGUGAAUAUGUACCAAAGCAAUCAGGGGAGCGUCAGGAGCAACAUGAGUCAUUCUAUCACGGGCAGCAGGCAUAGGGGGAAUACAGAAGGUGCUAUUCACGGCGAUGAAGCUUGGGCCAAGCAAGCGCUGCCCAUGAAUGGUGAGGUCAGGCGGGGCUCUCUGACGGGGAGGCUUGAAACCCACGCACUGGAAGGAGGUGCAGCGCCGGAAGGUAAUGAGCCUCCUAUCACGAGCGAGGGACCACCGCACACGUCGGAACUAACCGCCGAGGUCCUGCGAAAUUACUUCUCAAACAACUUUGCAGUGACAAGUGGGGGAGAACGCGCUGAGGGUGUGGAAUACACGGAUUCCUCUCUGUAUAAGACGUGCCUGUCCGCAGGGACGAACGAUGGGGGCAGCCUGCGGGGGAGAAGAAAGCUGCCUAAGCGUUAUGCGGCGCCUAACUGCAGCGGAAUGGUCUCCUCAACGAGGCCAGACCCGGUAAUUCCACCGUUUCACAGACGUCUCCUUUUGGAUAUGGAGGAGAAGAUGGAUAGAGAGAAGAGAACCCUGGAGCAUUCGCUGAACGAAUACACUUUUCACCCCCAAACCGCUGCUGUGCCGCACGGACGGUUACCCCAAAGGCGACAUAAACCAACAAACGCAGGUGGUUUGUCGGAAUCGCCGCAUCAGAGUUCUCCUGCAAUAUCACAAAGUUUACCGUCGCGACGCAUAGUCAUGGAGGAUCCCUUGCCGACAUUUACACCGGAGAUUUCCAAAUUUGCAAGAGAGGCACCGCGGUCUAAUUUGCCUUACCAUGAACGCCUGUACACGCCAAAGGCCGCCUUGCCUCGGGCGGGGACAGCUGGCGUUUCAAAAGGUCAUUCCCUGGAUCUCUCGCCGCGCAUGCUGGAGUUAAUCGAUAAUUCAACGCCGCCACUGUUUCAUCCGACCAUUUCUCCCUUGGCCAUGUCUAUUGAGAAUGGUGCCCCGUUUCAUGAGCGCCUCUACCAAACGAAAGAGGAGAUGGAGCGACGUCGCAGCGGCGGCGCUCCUGUACAGUCACCCACAGUCUCCCCCCGUCGAUCACCACGAAAUAUCAAGUUGUCUCCGCGUCUUUUGCAGCGUCCUCCGCCGCCGCCGGAGACGCUCCCGUACUCGUUUCAUCCGGAGAUUUCACCACGUGCAAGGUCUAUGGAGGCCAACGCCCCUGUUCAUCAGCGGCUCUACCCCACAAAGGAGGAAAGAUCGGCGGUCUUAGAACGACAACAAAAGAAAUUUGAUGAGUUUUUGGCCUCCUUUCAGCCUUCCAUCACGGACCGUGGCAGCCGUGCAUACGAGGGUUCUGGUGUGGUGCGACGAAAUGUCGUUAGGCGUCUGACGGAACCAAGGGAGCAACCUCAGCAGUUUGUUGACCCGGCCCUCACUUUUCACCCCUUUAUCACGCAGAAAGCAAGAGAUUUGAAAACUGGGAAUUUGGCGGCAUCAUCGUGGCGGUUUGGCGAUUCGAAUGAGUGA